Rhopilema esculentum is the source of this 2000-nucleotide messenger RNA. RefSeq lists its product as uncharacterized. The record is from RefSeq and is a predicted model, not a curated record. NCBI's taxonomy places the organism in Eukaryota, Metazoa, Cnidaria, Scyphozoa, Rhizostomeae, Rhizostomatidae.
UGACAAUUAAAGGGGGUAUCCAGCCCCCAGCCCCGGGCCUGGCAAAUCAAUAUAUUAAUGUAUAUUUCCUGCUAUUCAAUCAUCUUAAAUUUAGCAGUAGCUUCUUGUUUUCCGAUGCUUGAAUUAUAUUUACUGUCUUGUUAUGAAAUGAAAAACUUGAAAUUGACUUUGGUGUGCAGAUUGAGGUGCAGAUUGAGAUUUUGUGCAGAGGGCAGUGGUAGCAGCAACAACAACUGGCUCACCGGUGUUGCUCACUUGGCAACAAAAAAAAUGGCGGGUCAACAUGAUAUAGAUCGGAUACCUUCCUCGAUUACUUCUUCUACGAAAAUGGCUCAGAGUGAUAAUAUCUCGAACUCUGAAAAAGGUGAUGACCAAGAAAUAGGCUCGAAUCGUUCAAAUGGAGGCUCGACAUUUGCUUCUAUAAGGCCAUGUUUGGCUGAUAAGUUGAGAGUUGGUUAUUUCAGCAUGGACAGAGCUUGCCAGACUGAACAGUCAGAAAUAAUUGAUUUAAAAGAAACAACAGGCCUGUUGACUUCUCUUGUUCAGGAAGUUUCUGUGUUAAAAAAGACACUGAAUUACACAAAACUGGCACUGCAAGCUGAUUAUGAUGCCAAGAUUGAAUCUCGUUCUGUGGAACUGUAUAACAGAACAAAUAGCCACAUUGCUGAAAUAGAAGAGUUACAUAAAGAGAGAGUAAAAGUAGUGAGGCAUAGCUUUCGCACUCAGCUUGCCGAUGCCAUUUGCAAAAUAUCAACAGACUAUCAUAAAUACUAUGCCUUAAAAGGUGAACUGCAAGACAGAGAACACCAAAGCGAGCUCAAUAAAAUGGCACAGAUUCAAGAGGAACAAAAGCAGGACCAUCUUGCACAACAGGAAAUGCUUGAUAUGAUGCAGCUUCAAUUUUCACAUGAUGAGAUUCAAGACGACGAAGAAUCUUCAACAAAAUCUCCAUCAGUUUCUUCUGAAAUGGAAAGGCAUGCAGAGGAGAUCAGGCAUUUGACUGAUACAAUUUCAAAUCUUGAAGAUCGCAUCGAUGAGUUUUCAGAGCUUCUAGAUCAGAAAAAUGAGGAAAAAGAUCAUUUAGAAAAGGAAUGCCAGCGUUUGGUCGAAAAGCUGAACUUAGAACAAGAUACGCAAACUCAGCUGAAAAAGGAAGUGGUGGACCUCAAGCUUGAAAUCGAAACAGAAAAGAAAAACAGUCGAUUAGAGCUAGAAAGGCAGAAGGAAGAAUUGCAACUUGCAAUGCAACAACGAAUAGAAAUAAUUAGAGCUGAGGCCCACCGAGAAGCCGAAAUGAAGAUAUCAGACGUGGAAAAUGCUGCUAAGCGUAAGGAGAAAGCGAUACAAGAGCAGGUUAAACUGGAAAAGGAGAAGCUUGCCGAGAGUGCAAAGCAAGUGGAGAAGUCUAUUUCAAAUGACAAUUUGGCGCAAGAUUUAGCACGCAUGAAAGAAAUUGAUAAGAUGCAAAGGCAAGAAAUAUUGAGGUUGCAAAAGGAACUUGAAAAGUCCAAUAAAACAUGGGAGGUUAAAGUUACUAUUUUGCAGCAAACGAUGCAUGCACUGAAGGAUGAGAUGUUUCUGCGAACAUCUUUGAAGAGACAAUCUGCAAAACUGCAACACGCGGCCAUCACUUACGCCAGCGAUGGUCCUGCAGCUGCUUCUGCUGCUCUCGGCCCAACCAAACCACCGAAUGCAAGCAGAAAAUAUCAACUGCCGAAUAUAAUUCAAGGACCAAGAUCAGGUCUUCACGGUGACGAAAGCUCAGAAGAUACCCCAGAGAAUGAUUUUCGGUUUUCAAGAAAAAUGGAGACAAAGAGAACCUCAGCUCCUCCAUUGCGGGAGGUACCCAGCGCUCCAUCGCCAACCCUAGAACUCUCUCACAGACAAAGGCACUUAGCCUCAGUUAAACUCUUUCGACUUGGUUAACUUCCUGCCCCUGAUCUUGAAAAUAUGUAUAUAGCACAAAAUUGUACUAGUAACACGUUCCUCAGAGUAAGAAA